This is a messenger RNA of Dama dama (fallow deer), 4507 nucleotides long. RefSeq names its product transforming growth factor beta 2 (gene TGFB2). Gene Ontology annotation, biological process: regulation of cell population proliferation; BMP signaling pathway; transforming growth factor beta receptor signaling pathway. Gene Ontology annotation, molecular function: type III transforming growth factor beta receptor binding; type II transforming growth factor beta receptor binding; cytokine activity. The coding region runs from base 671 to 1750 and encodes 359 amino acids. Lineage: Eukaryota; Metazoa; Chordata; Mammalia; Artiodactyla; Cervidae. Gene Ontology annotation, cellular component: extracellular region. The transcript is spliced from 8 exons. The record is from RefSeq and is a predicted model, not a curated record.
ACACUCACACGCACACUCACUCACACACUCACACACGUGUGCGCUCCUUCGCUCCGGAGCUGCUGCCGCUCCUGCUCUCAGCGCCGCAGUGGAAGGCAGGGCCGCGCCGCGCCGCUCCUUCUUGAAAUAUAUAAAUUGGAGCCGGCCGGCCUCGGCCGCCCCCCUGACAGCGCGGCCCGCGCCCCUCCCGCCGGCGCGCCCGCUGCCAGCCCCGGGACCUUUUCAUCUCUUCCCUUUUGGCCGGAGGAGCCGAGUUCAGAUUCGCCACUCCGCACCCGAAACUGACAUACUGAACUCCGUUUCCUCCUGCUAAAUUUAUUUCUGCCUAAUAGCCACUCGUCUCUUUUUUCCGCCCCCCCUCCCCUCCAUCUCGUCGCUCCAAGAAAACUUUUGCCGACUCCCUCAAGUGCAGGUUUCCCCUGCCCGUCGUGUAUUAAUAUUUCCACUUGGGGAACGACGUUGCCUUUUCUUUUGAAAGGAAUUCAAGCAAGAUACCUUUUUCUCUCGGACAUUGACUCUCGAUUGUUUGCAAAAGUUUCGCAUUAAAAAAAAAAAAAAAAAAUCUACCUGAUCUGUACUUUGAGAGUUGCUAGGUUUUUUUUUUUUUUUUUUUUCUUCUUCUUACUUUUUUACUUAAAAGAAAAAAAAAUUUUUUUCCACCUUUAAAAAAAUGCACUACUGUGUGCUGAGCGCGUUUCUGCUCCUGCAUCUGGUCACGGUCGCGCUCAGCCUGUCUACCUGCAGCACGCUCGACAUGGACCAGUUCAUGCGCAAGAGGAUCGAGGCGAUCCGCGGGCAGAUCCUGAGCAAGCUGAAGCUCACCAGCCCCCCAGAAGACUACCCCGAACCCGAGGAGGUCCCCCCGGAGGUGAUCUCCAUCUACAACAGCACCAGGGACUUGCUCCAGGAGAAGGCGAGCCGGAGGGCGGCCGCCUGCGAGCGCGAGCGGAGCGACGAGGAAUACUACGCCAAGGAGGUUUACAAAAUAGACAUGCCGCCCUUCUUACCCUCAGAAACUGUCUGCCCAGUUGUUACAACACCCUCUGGCUCAGUGGGCAGCUUGUGCUCCAGACAGUCCCAGGUUUUCUGUGGGUACCUUGAUGCCAUCCCACCCACUUUCUACAGACCGUAUUUUAGAAUUGUCCGAUUUGACGUCUCUGCGAUGGAGAAGAAUGCUUCCAAUUUGGUGAAGGCCGAGUUCAGAGUCUUUCGUUUACAGAACCCAAAAGCCAGAGUGCCUGAACAACGGAUCGAGCUGUAUCAGAUUCUCAAAUCCAAAGAUUUAACAUCUCCAACCCAGCGCUACAUCGAUAGCAAAGUCGUGAAAACCAGAGCAGAGGGCGAAUGGCUCUCCUUCGAUGUCACCGAUGCUGUUCACGAAUGGCUCCACCAUAAAGACAGGAACCUGGGAUUUAAAAUAAGUUUACACUGUCCCUGCUGCACCUUUGUACCAUCGAAUAAUUACAUCAUCCCCAAUAAAAGUGAAGAACUAGAAGCACGAUUUGCAGACUUGAGUCCCAACAGUCCAACCGGCGGAAGAAGCGUGCCCUGGAUGCAGCCUAUUGCUUUAGAAAUGUGCAGGAUAAUUGUUGCCUACGCCCACUUUACAUUGAUUUCAAGAGGGAUCUUGGGUGGAAAUGGAUUCAUGAGCCUAAAGGGUACAAUGCCAACUUCUGUGCUGGAGCGUGCCCAUAUCUGUGGAGCUCAGACACUCAGCACAGUAGGGUUCUCAGCUUAUAUAAUACCAUAAAUCCAGAAGCGUCUGCUUCCCCUUGCUGUGUGUCCCAAGAUUUAGAGCCGCUCACCAUUCUCUACUACAUUGGCAAAACACCCAAGAUCGAACAGCUUUCUAAUAUGAUUGUCAAGUCUUGCAAAUGCAGCUAAGAUUCUCGGAAAAGUGACAAGACGAUAAUCGCACGAUGAUGAUGGUGAUGAUGGUGACAAAGGCAAUGUUUGUAACAAGAAAACACAAGAGAGCCUUGCUUCAUCAGUGUUAAAAAAAAAAAUUGAAAAAGCGGUACUAGUUCAAACACUUUGGAAGUUUGUGUUCUGUUUGUUAAAACUGGCAUCUGAAAUGAAAAAAAAGUUGAAGGCUUUACUCUAUAUUUUACCUACUCUGUAAGUGAGAGAGACAAGAAGCAAAACCUUUUUUUUCUUAAGAAAAAAAUAAACACUGGAAGUAUUUGUUAGUGUUAAUUAUGUGAAAGAAAAAAAACAAACAAACAGGAAAAUCCCGUUCAGUGGAGUUGCUGUACAUAUGUUCUUAUCCCAUGCCUCACUUGAUUUUUCUGUAUUGCUAUGCAAUAGGUAUCUUUCCCAUUCUUACUCUUAGAGUUAACAGUGAGUUAUUUAUUGUGUGUUACUAUAUAAUGAACAUUUCAUUGCCCUUGGAAAAUAAAACAGGUGUAAAAAAAGUGGAGACCAAAUACUUUGCCAGAAACCCGUGGAUGGCUUAAGGAACUUGAACUUAAACGGGCCAGCAAAAAGAGGUCAUAUUAACAAGAAGAAAAAUGCGAGUGAGAUCUAUUAUAUGACCGAGCGAGUCUACAUAAAGAGAAAGACCCUGCAAAUACAUGCUCUGUACCAACUGCCCGAGGAAGCUUCUUGUAAGGUUCAAAACUGAAAAGCCUGUUAAUAAAGGAAACUUUCAGUCAGAUUAAGUCUGUAAGAUUUUUUUGUUCUCUUUAAUUGUAAAUGGUUCUCUGUCAGUUUAGUCAACCAGUGAGACGUUGAGAUGUUUAGAUACGUACUGGUCAAACUUCAGACCUUAAAGUAUUGCUGUGUAGCUACGCUCUAGAUUUUUCUUUCGUUUCGGUGUAUGUAACCAUACCUAUAUUAUUACAAUAGAUGGGUAUAGAAGCCAGUAUAAUUGGAAACACAACUGCAGAUCUCUUUUGCAAAUGAUGAAAUCAAAACAUUAACUACUUUAUGUGUAAUGUGUAAAUUUUUACCAUAUUUUUUUAAUGUUCUCUAGUAACACCAACUCCGAUUUAGAUUGGACUUAAAUUUGGGCUCUUUCUAAUGAUUGUUGGGAAUUGUGUGUUUCCUUUAGCUGGCCAGAACUUUUGAAUAAAGCCCCUGUAUUUCGACUUGCACUACAAAUACAUGUUUGAUAGUAUUUGUUCCACUUGUGCUUGUUCAUUGUCCAUUAUUAUGACAUAAACUACCUGAGUCCACUUGUCCUUUUUUUUUCUUUUAUAAAAAGACAUAGUUUUCCUUCAUUUUCUAAGCAUCAUUACUAAUCAUUUCAGACAUUAACGAGCUUUUAUUUUAGGAAAAUUGGGGAUUAUAGAUACAUAGAUAAUUGAAGUGAAAUGUUUCAGUUUUAGCAAGGGCUUAAGGAUCUGAAUGGAACUCAGAGUCUUAGUGACUGGUUUAAGAAAGGUGUCUCUAACUUGGUUUAGUCAGUAUUUUCACAGAAUUCUGCUGUUAAAAAAAAGAGCAGACAGAUCACAGGAAACAGCUUUUUCUUUAAUCGAGUUUUUAGUGUUCAGGGAAAAAUGGAAAGAUUAACAUUUUAGUUGAUUUUUUUAAGGAAGAAAAAAUAAACCCAUGUCAGCAUAAAUCAUUUAGUGUAUUUCACUGAAAUUAAGGUUUUUAUAGAUGUUCUUUGAAGGUUGCAAAGGCACAAGGCAAAUUCUCCCGUGAUCAAAAAGUCCUUUCUUUCCUCUGAAUGUGACUUACCAAAUCAGAGGCUAGAAUUUACUUUGCCGAAAUACAUGAUUUGCUACAUUUUUGCAGAGGAGGUAACCUUGGGUUUGUAGGAUAUGUCAGUUUGUCAGUUGUCACUUAUUUAGCUUUAGAAUAAUCAUUAAUAGUAAGACAAUGGAAUAUUUGCAGUUUUACCUAAAGAGCAGCACAGUGAGGUGUGAAUCCAGAGUGAAGUUGUUUGAUAUAGAAUUUUUCUUGGAAUUUCCUGGCCAUUAUUAAAAUGACAGAUUGGAUUUGUUUGAAAACUGGAAAAGCAGGAGAUAGGAUGCCACAAUACCAAACAACCUUUGGAUUGGGUGAAACCCAAUCCCAGAUUGGAGUGUGUUGAUUUUUUUUUUUCUCUUCCACUUUUCUAUUCAUUCUAUGUAAAUCACUUUUAUUUCUGCAGGUAUUUUCUUUUCAGAUAGAAUGACAUUUUGUUUUGUAUUAUUUUGUCUUUCCUCAUGAAUGCACUGAUAAUAUUUUAAAUGCUCUAUUUUAAGAUAUCUUGAAUCUUUUUUUUUUUUUUUUUUAGUUUGGGGGGUUCUGUAAGGCCUUUAUUUCCCAUAAGUAAAUAUUGCCAUGAGACGGGAGGGAGGUGGGAGGGAAUGGGGAAAAUGUUAGUAUGUGGGUGGGAUGGGGCUACAGUUUUUCUGUGUUAAACAGCAAUGCAGUUUUAUGGUUGGCAUGAUUUUUUUUUUUAAAUGGAACAUAAGAAUAGCUGUUUUGUAUUUUGAUGACUGAUUACGCUGUAUUUUAACACAAUGUAUGUCUGUUUUUGUGGUGCUCUAGUGGUAAAUAAAUUAUUUCAAUGAUA